AUGAAGCUGCAAGUCCCGAAUUUCCUGCUGGAUCCCAGCAAUCCCGCUGGAUACACCGUUCGCACGGUGACGGAUUUCAUUAACGACAGCACACGUCUCGUGCGCAAGUGCACGAAGCCAGACAAGAAGGAGUAUACUCGCAUCCUGCGCGCGUGCUCCAUCGGAUUCUUCAUCAUGGGAAUUAUCGGUUACAUGGUGAAGCUCAUGUUCAUCCCGGUGAACAACAUCCUGGUUGGUAUGCCGUCUUAA
Molecule: messenger RNA, 249 nt
Organism: Babesia bigemina
Lineage: Eukaryota; Apicomplexa; Aconoidasida; Piroplasmida; Babesiidae
Product: protein transport protein SEC61 gamma subunit, putative
Exons: 1
Coding region: 1-249 (82 amino acids)
Biological process (GO): protein targeting; post-translational protein targeting to membrane, translocation
Cellular component (GO): membrane; Ssh1 translocon complex
Molecular function (GO): transmembrane protein transporter activity
Source: RefSeq, a predicted model, not a curated record